AGUUCUAAAUAUUCCAAGCCCACUGCCGAUAGCUUCGGUAAGAAAGUUAAGCGAGUACGACGGAAAGGUGAAUGUCGUUGUAGAGUUGGACACAGCAAACUCUGUAGAAAAGCUGCUUAGUAAAAGUAAAAAUCUAAAAGGGUCACAAAUCACUUUAGAACGGGAUCUUGAUGCUGGUAAACUACUACAUAAAAAACUUAUGUUGAUUUUAAAACAGAAAAUUCUCACAGUAAGUAAAGUACACAGGGUCAGCGUUAGAAAUGAAAAAUUAAGAAUUGGAGACUACUGGCUAAGAUGGAACAAUAAAAAUGAACUUGUUUGUAAUGAUCAAAAAGGCGAAAUGGUUUUAAAAAUAUUGUAUAAAGAAUUAGCUACAAAAAUAGAUAUUAAUUAUGUAAAUCUUUUAAAAAUAUUAGAAAAGAAAUAGGGACGCGCUGUCUGCGGAGGAAAUGAAAAUAGUAGUACUAGUAAUAUAGUUAAUAAUUUUAGAAACUUGCGUAUUUUGUCAUACAAUAUAAACGGUUUAAAAAAUAAAAUGAUCUUUCCAGAUUUUUUCGAAUUCGUCAAAGGCCAUGAUAUAUUUUGUUUUCUAGA
This is a messenger RNA of Teleopsis dalmanni, 594 nucleotides long. RefSeq lists its product as uncharacterized. Lineage: Eukaryota; Metazoa; Arthropoda; Insecta; Diptera; Diopsidae. The record is from RefSeq and is a predicted model, not a curated record.